Messenger RNA from Fusarium verticillioides 7600, 867 nucleotides. RefSeq lists its product as hypothetical. The transcript has a single exon. The record is from RefSeq and is a predicted model, not a curated record. Bases 1 to 867 code for a protein of 288 amino acids. NCBI's taxonomy places the organism in Eukaryota, Fungi, Ascomycota, Sordariomycetes, Hypocreales, Nectriaceae.
AUGGGAACAGCCCUACUCGUCAAUUACAUAUCAUGGUUCGACCUCGACUUUCUCCACGGCCAGACCAAACUAGACCUGUCGAAAGAUCAAUUGUUCUUCUUGACUCCCGGGAUCAUAGAGCUGUGGUUUCGUUCGAUGCCCAUCUUUAUUGACCAGGGAAGCAUUUUCACCGAUGUCGCAAGGCACUCUCCGAGGUAUCAUAUAGAGCAGGCUCUUGUGUCCUGGGGCCAUGAUCCGGAGCGUUUUGUUAGUUUGUUGAUGGGGAUCUGGGAUGAUCCUCGGUAUCAAGGGGAGACUUUCCCUGUGCCGAGUGAUGAGCCGACAUCGUGCGCUUGGCGACUUCUUCUCGGGAUGGAGAACCAGAUACCGCAUCCUUCACCCAAGUCUCCUCCGGCGGAAGAAUCGUGUGAGGAGGAAACACAUAACCAGUCACUCAUUCAUCUUAAAGAGGUCAUUACCGAUGUUACAGACAAGUUCACGUCUCCUACUCACCCCGCUGCUUCCAUGGUUCUGUUAUCCCAAACCGACCGCUCAGUCUUCGAAACGCUCAUCCACCGAAUAUCCCCCCUCAUGUGCUGUGUAUCAUUGGCAGUUGACCCAAUGUGUAAUGGCCUGCUUGGUUCUAUCAGGAACGACAUCGAGGAACUCUUCUUUGGGGUUCCGGCUCUUUGUUCUGGUCCGAUUGCCCGUUGGAUUGCUGAUGGAGACUCGAGGAUUCUCUUGCUGCUGUGUCACUUUUACCGUGCUGCACAGAUUCUUCUGUCGAGCACCAGAAAUUGGUGGGGGUAUAUGAGAAGUUGUGUUAUGGAACGUUUGAUCUUUGAAGAACUCAAGUCUCGGGGUCUUGACGUUGUCUUAUUAAUUUGA